Messenger RNA from Peromyscus maniculatus bairdii (prairie deer mouse), 1140 nucleotides. RefSeq lists its product as uncharacterized. Gene Ontology annotation, biological process: virion assembly. Gene Ontology annotation, molecular function: nucleic acid binding; zinc ion binding. The record is from RefSeq and is a predicted model, not a curated record. NCBI's taxonomy places the organism in Eukaryota, Metazoa, Chordata, Mammalia, Rodentia, Cricetidae.
CUCGCGGGCGCCAAACCACUGCUCCCUCCCGCCCCUGCUUCCUCCUCCCUUUACCCUGUUCUCCCACGAAAGGAUUCCCCUAAGGCUCGUCCUCCCCCCGACCCCAAUUCACCUCUUAUUGAUCUCCUAACAGAGGACCCACCACCAUACCCAGGGAAUCGGGCACCGGAGGGACCGGUGGCCCUUGCAAUGGCACCGGAGGGACCGACGGCCCCCACGGAGGCGCCUGAACAGCCUCUAAGGAGAGAGAGGGAAGAUGAGACUCCGGCUCCCUCCCCAAUUGCCGGUCGCCUACGAGGAAAGCGCGAAGAGCCAGCCAAGGAGUCCAGAGCCUUUCCCCUUAGGGAAGGUCCUAACCACCAGCUCCAAUACUGGCCGUUCUCAGCCUCUGACCUCUACAACUGGAAACAACAUAAUCCUCCUUUCUCUAAGGACCCUGUUGCCUUGACUAACCUGAUUGAAUCCAUUUUAGUGACCCACAAGCCCACGUGGGAAGAUUGUCAGCAGUUACUGCAGACCCUCCUGACGGUGGAGGAAAAGCAACAGGUCUUCCUGGAGGCUCGGAAGCGGGUUCCAGGAGACGAUGGAAGACCCACCCAAUUGCCUAAUAUCAUUGACGCAGCCUUUCCCCUCACCCGCCCGAACUGGGACUUCGCGACCCCAGAAGGUAGGGAGCACCUACGUCUCUAUCGCCAGUUGCUCUUGGCGGGUCUCCGAGGGGCGGCUAGACGCCCUACCAAUCUGGCCCAGGUUAGAAAUGUAACCCAGGGAAAGGAGGAAACGCCGGCAGCGUUCUUGGAAAGGCUUAGAGAGGCAUAUAGAAUGUAUACCCCGUACGAUCCAGAAGAUCCAGGACAGGCACCGGGUGUCAUACUGUCUUUCAUCUAUCAGUCAAGUCCAGAUAUAAGGGCCAAGUUACAGAGACUAGAAGGAUUGCAUUCACUCAGUUUGUCAGAUUUAUUGAGAGAGGCAGAAAAAGUGUUUAAUAAGAGAAAAACUCCCGAAGAGCGGAAAGAGAGAUUAUGGCAGAGGCAGGAAGAGAGAGAUAAAAAGCGUCAUAGGGAAAUAACUAAAGUCCUGGCCACUGUAGUGUCUCAGGGACAGGUCAGCGAGGGAGUUAGGACGAGAGAUCGGAGAAGG